Molecule: messenger RNA, 2158 nt
Organism: Cydia pomonella (codling moth)
Lineage: Eukaryota; Metazoa; Arthropoda; Insecta; Lepidoptera; Tortricidae
Product: zinc finger protein 771-like
Exons: 2
Coding region: 449-1846 (465 amino acids)
Biological process (GO): regulation of transcription by RNA polymerase II
Cellular component (GO): nucleus
Molecular function (GO): RNA polymerase II cis-regulatory region sequence-specific DNA binding; DNA-binding transcription factor activity, RNA polymerase II-specific
Source: RefSeq, a predicted model, not a curated record
ACCAAAUGUCAAUGUCAAUUCUGAUUGGUUGGUUGUCUUGUUGGUGCAUUGUUGGUGAUGGCGUAUUCGUGUUUAUAAUUUUGCAAAUGUUGACUUGACGAUAUGAUAAAGAUUACAACCAUUUAUUUAAAUCGACGUUUCGAAUCUUGGCCAGAGAGUCCUACAAUAUUAUGUUCUUGCAGUCAGACUAAUCUUAAAGUACUGCCUAUAAAUAUUUUUAGCAUCAAGAGGAUAAAGUCUAAAUAACACUUAGAAGUAUGAAGCUUCAAGUUUUAGUGUUACGCCAGUAUUCUUUGAUAUAAUAAACUCAUUAAAGCCAGUAACCAGAACAAGAUAUAAAAAAAACACUGGCAUAAUACACACUAAAUUUGUAAUAAAAAAAAACUAAACUGACAGUUUGGAAGAAUAUUUUUGAGCAAAAAAUUAAAAACCUUUAAUUUUACCCAGUAUGGAGAAAGUAUUUGUAAAAUCCGAACCAAUGUGGGAGUCUGAAGACACAGAAGCAUCAGAUAUGCUGAAAACUGAGCUAGAUGCUGGCACCACAGCAUCUAAGCUGGAAAACAUUUCAUCCGUAAAAAUGUAUGAUACAAUGCUGAAAAUUGAGCCAGAUCCUGUAACUACUAAAAACAACGCAUCAUCCGAUAAUAUUAAUGAUACUAUUGUAUUGAAAACCGACGCAGAUAUUGAUAAUAUUGCACCUAAACUGGAGGACGACGCGUCAUCCAAUAGUGAAUAUGAAACAGAUGCGAUUAAAACUGAGACUGAUUAUUACAGAUUGUUGCAUACAACUACAGAAGUUGAGAACUAUCCAACACACGACAAUAUGAAUGCUAAAGGGCUGGAAACUGGGGUAGAUGCUGACAAUACAGAAAACAACGCAUCAUCUGAGAGUCCUAAUAACACAGUUUUGCUAAAAACGGAGCCAUAUCAUUGCAAUAGAACGCCAAAGCUUGAGAUCUACCCAUCACCCAUCAAUAUCGCUGUUACAGUGUUGAAAACUGAGCUAGCUGUUGAGAAUACAGGAAACAACGCAUCAUUGGAUGUGCUAAAAACGGAGGCUGAUGUAUGCAAAGAUAAAACGCGUAAGGUUAACUCGACAUCUAUCAAUAUCGAAAAUACAGGUCCUGAGCCUUUAAGCAUUCACGUCAAAAAGCCCAAAAGAAAAUACAAAACUAAGCCUAGAAAGGAACACGCCUGUGAAAUAUGUAGCAAAAAAUAUAAACAUAAUUUCCUACUAAGAAACCACAAACGGACUCACAGUGGUGAAAAGCCAUUCACCUGCGAAACAUGCAAUAAAUCAUUCACACAAAAAAUCGGCUUAAAAAAUCAUCAGCGAACACACACUGGGGAAAAGCCGUUUAACUGCGAUUUUUGUAAUAAACCCUUCGCUUAUAAAACUCAUUUAGUCGAGCAUAUAAGAAUUCACACUGGCGAAAACCCGUACUCAUGCAAAGUAUGUAACAAGCGGUUUAAGCGCAAAACACAUCUAUCGCUCCAUGAAUUAAAUCAUAUGAAUAAACCAUACGCCUGUAAAACAUGUAACAAAAGAUUUACGCAAGAAAUACUCUUGACAAGACACGAAAGGAUCCACACCGGUGAGAAGCCAUUUUCUUGUGAUAUUUGCCAGAAACGAUUUGCGGAAAAACCUAAUUUAACGAAGCAUAUUCGUGUUCACACUGGUGAAAAACCAUACUUUUGUAUUACAUGUGGCAACAGGUUCUCUCAGAAAUAUCACUUAGCUUCACAUGAGCUAAUACACGUAAGGGAUAUGCCGUAUUCGUGUGACGUGUGCAAAAAACGAUUUAGGCUUAAAUCCAACUGGAGAAAACAUAUGCGUGAACACUGAAGAUCGAUGUUAUUAUAAAAUACAGCAGAGUACGGACCAAUUGGGAAACAGCUAAUAUGAUAAUAUGCUAAUAAAGCGAAGGUUUUACAUGUCAAAAUGUCAAGAAGCGGCAUGUUUAGACCAAAUAUCCUUCUAAAUCUGUUGGCGUUCUCUUCAUAAAAAAGAUAUUUUAGUUUGGUCGAUAUUCGAUAUCCUGUCGUCGCUUAUACUUUGUUGUACAUAUUGUAGAAUAAUUAUAUCUCGCCCAAACAUGCGCGACGCAUAACUGGGAACUGUAAGCUUUAUGAUCUAAUAAAAUAUUAUUGAUGGAUA